UCCCCACAGCUGCGAGCUGAAGCGGGGAGGGCGAAGCAGAGCAAAUCGUGUAUGCAAAGGCUGGGGAGUCAUUAAUUCCUUAUUUAUUGCCGACACCCGGCACUCGCCCAACGGACCGAGCUCCCUCCGGAGAAGGAAGCGGCGUGUCGGGGUGCCAUGGCUUUCUCCCAGGUGCAGUGCCUGGAUGACAGCCACGUCAACUGGAGGUCCAGCGAGUCCAAGCCUGAGUUCUUCUACAGCGAGGAGCAGCGCCUGGCCCUGGAGGCGCUGGCCUCCCGCGGCCCCGACGCCUUCUACGAGGUCCUGAAGAAGGAGAACAUCAGGGACUUCCUCUCCGAGCUGGAGCUAAAGAAGAUCCUGGACACGCUCGAGACCUACGACCCCGGCUCCGAGUACAUCCCGCGCCACGGCAGCAGCACCGGGGAGAGCGAAGGCGACGGCGACAGCCAAGGGGACGAGCAGGGGGUGGCCCCGUCCCUGGAGUACUGGCCGCAGAGGUCCGACCGCUCCAUCCCCCAGCUGGACCUCGGCUGGCCCGAGACCAUCGCCUACCGCGGGGUGACCCGCGCCACCGUCUACAUGCAGCCGCCCAUCGAGGGGCAGGCGCACAUCAAGGAGGUGGUGCGCAAGAUGAUCUGCCAGGCUCAGAAGGUCAUCGCAGUGGUCAUGGACAUGUUCACCGACGUAGACAUCUUCAAGGACCUCCUGGACGCGGGUUUCAAGAGGAAAGUCGGCGUCUACAUCAUUUUGGAUGAGACCAACGUCAAGCACUUCCUGCAGAUGUGCGAGCGAGCGCAGAUGCACGCCGGACACUUGAAGAACCUGCGAGUCCGCAGCACGGGGGGGACGGAGUUUUUCACCCGCUCAGCCACCAAGUUCAAGGGGGCUUUGGCCCAGAAGUUCAUGUUCGUGGAUGGAGACCGGGCCAUGUGCGGAUCCUACAGCUUCACCUGGUCCGCAGCGCGGACGGACCGAAACGUCAUCACGGUGCUCUCGGGCCAAGUGGUGGAGGCGUUCGACAAGCAGUUCCAGGAGCUGUACCUCAUGUCCAAGGGGGUGAGCCUCAAGUCCAUCUCCAUGGGCCAGGAGCCCGAGCCCGAGCCCGUAACGCUGCCCUCCGUCGUGCCGGUGACCCCGGCCAACGCCGUGGUGAAGAAGCUGAUAAACCCCAAAUACGCCCUGGUGAAGGCCAAGAGCGCGGAUCAGAUCAGCAAGACUUCCUCCGAGAACCAGGACAAAAACCAGAAGACGGACAACAAGGGCAAAGCCCUGCCCGAGGGCCAAGCAGGGGACAGGCACGGCGACGCGGCGGACCUCUCCCUGCUCAUCCACCCCGGCCUCCUGAACCUGGAGAAAGCCAACAUGUUCGACUACCUGCCCACCUGGGUCGAGCCCGACCCCGAGCCCGGGAGCGAAGUCUUGGGUUACAUCAACAUCAUCGACCCCAAGAUAAAGAACGUGAAGCUCUCACAGAUGAACCGCAUCAAAGUCUGCGACGUCUCCCAGGCCAGCGCGCAGCACCGGCAGUUGCUGAAGUACAGGGAGCUGGAGGCCAAGAAGAGCUCAGACCAAGAGCCACCCCCGGUGUCCCCCUGUCCCAGACAGACCCCACAGGUCCCUGCAGAAGUUCCUGUGGCGCCCACCCCCAGCCCUGUCGAAGGCAGCAGCUGGGUGACAAAGCAAGCAGGGACAUCGGCCGCUCCGCCGCUCAGCCACCGCUUAAAACCACCCGAGGAGACGCCCGAGGAAGCCAAGCCCCCGGUUCCGAAGCCAAGGACCGUCCCUGCUGGAAGUCUGGCAACCAAAGCCAUCGCGCCCUGCGACAGCGGCGCUGUCCCCGAGGGGGACACGCAGCCACCGGCAGCCGACCCCGUGGCUGCGAGGCAGGAACCGAAGGAGAACCCCGACGGGGCCCCACCGGAGAGCUGCCGUCCCCCUCCAGCAGCGGGGCCCCAGGAGGACAGAGGGCCGCCCUGCGCACACAACGGGCUGGGGGAAGAGGAGGAAGAGGAGGAGGAGGAGUACAUAACCCUGAGCGACCAGGAGAGCUACUCCAGCAGCUCCGCCGACCACAGCUACCGCCGCUCCAACGCCUCCUCCAUCUCCGACGAGUACUUCGAGGUGAGGGAUCGCUACGGGCCGCUCCGGCGAACCAACUCGGACGUCACCCACAACGGGGAGUUCCUGCCCGUGCAGAGGAAGCUCAGCGACCCCCACAUCAGCCGGGGCUCCUUCCUCAGCCCGCUGGGGAGCCUCCCGUCCCUGAAGCACGUCCGCGCGGAGGACGCGGCCAAGCGGAGGAGCAACGCCGUGGAGAUCAGGUGUGUGCUGCCCCGCGCCAUCCUGGACGGCAACAGCUCCUAUCCGACCAGCGCAGCACAGGGGACGCACAUCUACCGCUACCUACCCAGGAACCCUGCAGGCAGAGAGCAAGGCAAGGAGGUCUCCUGCUCCCCACCGUGCGAGAAAGCCCUCGGGGCCAGCAAGUACAGAGGGGACGGAGCCGAGCCCAAAAAGACCAUUGCAGGCAGCCAGCCCUACUGGCAGAGCAAAGCCUUCAGCCCCAGCAAGCCGGCGCGGCCCAGCCACCUCUCCCCCAGCAAGCCCAGGGUGGCAGGCAAGCCCCUGACCUCCCUGCCAGAAAUCCAGAAGGCAGCCGAGGAGAUGAGGACGCCCCUCGGCAUCCCGCUCUCCAAACUCUCCCAGUCCAAGCACCUCAAGAACAAGGUGGUGGCAGCCCCGGGUGCUCCCACCGACUCCAAAAAGAAGCCCCCCGAGCCCACCAGCCAGAAGGAGCAGUAGGCGCUGCCGCAG
Molecule: messenger RNA, 2814 nt
Organism: Oxyura jamaicensis (ruddy duck)
Lineage: Eukaryota; Metazoa; Chordata; Aves; Anseriformes; Anatidae
Gene: SACK1G
Product: family with sequence similarity 83 member G
Exons: 5
Coding region: 157-2802 (881 amino acids)
Biological process (GO): BMP signaling pathway
Cellular component (GO): nucleus; cytosol
Source: RefSeq, a predicted model, not a curated record